Messenger RNA from Triticum aestivum (bread wheat), 798 nucleotides. Its product is annotated as BTB/POZ and MATH domain-containing protein 2-like. The record is from RefSeq and is a predicted model, not a curated record. The transcript has 3 exons. Gene Ontology annotation, biological process: protein ubiquitination. Bases 1 to 798 code for a protein of 265 amino acids. Gene Ontology annotation, molecular function: protein binding. Lineage: Eukaryota; Viridiplantae; Streptophyta; Magnoliopsida; Poales; Poaceae.
AUGCCUAGGCACGUCUCCUCCCUGCCGCUGCCGCUGCAGAUCACCAAGAUCUCGUCGUCCAGAUCUUGGCGCAUCAUCACGGAGCACGUCCCCACCACCUACAGUUUCCAGGUGACCAACUACCUGCAGCUCAAGGACGCGGGCUUCCACGCCUGCGUUACUUCGCCCGGCUUCAGCGUCGGCGGCUACAAUUGGCAGAUCGCCUUCUACCCAGACGGCGAGGACGGCUACACCUCCUUGUACCUACGUUAUCUCGGCCAAGCCACGGAUGUGAGAGCCAAGUGCACGGUGAGCGUGCUGGGGAAUGACGGCCAGCCACCGCUGGUCUGCCGCGACACGCCGGAGGACGUGUCUCCGUCCGAGCUGCCCGGCCACCUCGAGCGCAUGCUCAGGGACGGGCGAUGUAGCGACGUCACGUUCCGCGUGGGAGGCCGGAAGUUCCGCGCGCACCGGGCCCUCCUGGCCGCGCGGUCGCCGGUCUUCGCUAAGCUCUUUGGCCCCAUGCCGGAGAAGGGCACGCGGCGCGUCGUCAAGGUCGUCGACGUGGAGCCAGCCAUCUUCCAGAUUCUCCUUCACUACAUUUACACGGGCUCACUACCGGCGUGCCACGACGAAGGAGGGUAUGAUGCCAUGGUGAUGGAGCAUUUGCUCGUAGCCGCAGGCAAGUACGGGCUGGAAAAGUUGAAACUCAUGUGUGAAGAGGAGCUGUGCAGAAGGAUCGACGAGGAAGCUGUCAGUGAUCAGUGUGUGAUGAUGCUGAACGGAUACUCUGAAAGUUGGGAGCACAAAGUAGAGUGA